Molecule: messenger RNA, 1206 nt
Organism: Punctularia strigosozonata HHB-11173 SS5
Lineage: Eukaryota; Fungi; Basidiomycota; Agaricomycetes; Corticiales; Punctulariaceae
Product: WD40 repeat-like protein
Exons: 6
Coding region: 1-1206 (401 amino acids)
Molecular function (GO): protein binding
Source: RefSeq, a predicted model, not a curated record
AUGUCAUCCUCCGACUUCAAGCCCCUGUCCGACCAUUUUAUCUGCACUGGUCGCAUCAACCUUCAGGGAGGCCGGGCCGUUUACCAGCUCGCAUUUUCUCCCGAUGGAAAGUUCCUAGCGUGUGGAGGAGAGUUCGGUGCCUGUCUUAUCCAUAUUGAAACCACCACCAUUCAGAAGAAUCAUCCCGCGUACGACCUACGGGUUCACGGAGCGGUGAUGGCAAUGGAGUGGGUUGGCAACACGCUGGUACUAGGCUCGGCAUACGGGUACAUGAAGAUUUGGGGUCUGCAGAGAGGUGUGCUCGAGGAGUGGCAUACGUUCCGCGUUGCGGAAGGGACAGAGGUGACCUCGCUGGCGAUCCGGGGGCAGCCGGCAAGGUUCAAACUGGCAGUCGCGACGAGAGACCACGUUGUCGUGCGACUAGACAUAACACCUGACGAGGUGACCGAAAUCUUUGCGGUGCAGUUGGAGAAAACAUUUGCCAGGACGGUGGUGUUUACUGGCGACCGAGACGACAUCCAACUCCUCGGGAUGUUCGAUGGCAUGAUGUACACGUUGAAGUCUCAUGAAGGGAAGCUGAAGAUCAGCAAAUCUCGUUCGAUUUGCAGACUUGUGGGUUACGCAAGUUUCGACUCGGACCACCGAGAAGUGCUGGUCGAUAACACCGACGCAUUCGCCAUACACAGCACAGAAUUGGGGAGCUGCUUGAACGUCUUCUCAACGGGACGGCCGACAUGGAAGAUACCGAAGCAAGUGGUCUUUGCGGAAGGGGGGCAGACGGUAAUUGUCGGAAGCGACCAUGGAGAUGUCUACGUCUUUGAUAGAGCCGGGGGCCACCCACAAGCAGUCCUCCACCAUCAAGACACUGGAUACACGCAGACCAUUGCUACAUGUUCAACAGGCAAUGGUUGUCUUGUAGCAUGUGGAACGUCACUGGAUGGAGUGCCCAGCUCUGUAUCGAUAUGGAAGAGCAAGCCCGCAGACCCGCUUCCGUCGAAUGCACCAUUGCAGAAUACGUCAUCAGAAUCUCCCCCAGUCAAACCAUCGCCAAAGUCGGAACCGCUUAUACUGCGCGUUGUGGCCUGGAUCAUGGCUUUAUGGAUGAUGAAAUAUUUGCUGACGGGCACAGAGAUGCAUUGGUUGAUGGAGGACCUCUGGUACAUGAGAGUACGGCCGGCUAUUGUCCACACGAUACUGCUCUUGUAA